This is a messenger RNA of Triticum turgidum subsp. durum (durum wheat), 1785 nucleotides long. Lineage: Eukaryota; Viridiplantae; Streptophyta; Magnoliopsida; Poales; Poaceae. The record is from the annotation of a GenBank genome assembly.
AUGCCGGACAGGAGCGGCGCGACCCUGUUUGAGGACCUGCCUGCGGAGAUGAUCGACAAGAUACUCACUCAGUUGCCGUCCAAGGAUCUCGGCCGCUGUCGUGCCGUCAGCACGUCGUUGCACAGUGCCACCUCCACGUCUGAAUUCAUGCUCGAACACCACCGCUGCCAGCCGUCACGUCCCAUCAUCGACGGAAGACCACGGCCCAGCGGCCUUGUCGUCUUCCGUGACGCUGGCGCCCCUCAACAGCUCUGGACCUUCGUCUGGGACCCCGAAAUCUCUUCGAAGGAACUCCUCCAUGGUGCCUGUGAUGGCUUCCUCAUCGUCUCCCGAGGACUCCGAUUUUACAUCUGCAACCCAGCCAUCAGCAAGCAUGCUCCCCUACCGCUUCCUCAGGUUGGACCAGAGAACUACAACUCUGUGAUCGGUUUCUACCGGCACGAUCCCACUGGAGAGUACAGGGUGCUCUGGGUCUCGCACUCACAGCCAGGGUCACAAUCUAAACCCAGUUUAUACAUCAUUACAGUGGGAUCCAACAAGCCAAGGCAGGUCAGAGUGAGAAUGCCAGCAGUUUUGCCACCUUCCGCGGAACAGAAAUUACUAAAUGAUCUGCGCUCUUGGUCCUAUUAUGCACCAUCAGUCCACCAUUGUGGCGGCCUGCACUGGUGUCCUUAUGGCGCCAGCGACAUUUGGGCCUGCGGUGCAGACAUUAUUGUGUUUGACACACAAGCCGAGACAUUCCGGUGCAUCCGCAGUCCCGCCCAGUCGUGCCCUAAUAGGAAGUUGUUCCACAUGGAGGGGACCCUUGCUUUAUGGGGCGCCAGCUCGACACGUAGUUUUACCAUUAUGGAUGUCUGGGUGAUGCAGGAUUACAAGGCUCAAAUAUGGGCUUUCAAGUACCGGAUUGACCUAUCAAUGGUGGAGGCAUCACGGCGGCUCUAUUUAACUACUUUGAAAAAGAAAAAGAUAAGGCAAACACCACUUGAUUCAACGGUUGAAGAGUUCAAUGAUAUGACUGUGCUCAACGAGCGUGAGCUGCUGAUCAAGUUUAAUAAGAAACAUGUGCUACACUGGGACAUUGAUGGCAAGUUCCUAGAGAUCAUUGUUCCAAUUCUUUGUCAUGAGAUUCAAGAAGAAGACGAGGGAGUCUUCCUUCUCGACAUGUGGGUUUUAGGUAUUUUGGUUAUAAACGAGUUGAACUAUGUGCUCUCCUGGAGCAAGUGGGUUUUAGGUAUUUUGGUUAUAAACGAGUUGAACUAUGUGCUCUCCUGGAGCAAGGGUGAGCACCAAGAUUGCCAUUUUGCAUUUGAGGUUCAGAAUUCAGGCCCGGCCUCUGGCCUUUUACUUGGUGUUGUAAAACUUGGGGCCUGCCCCGCUGGUUAUAUCUAUAAAGAUUCAGGUGGGGAAGUUCUUUGUGAGACCAUCCUAACAGCAACACAGGCGGAUCUAGGGAAUGUCGACAAACUGAACCCAGACCACAUGUGGAGAGAAUGGGCUAGAAAGCCAUUUCAAACUCCACACAAGGAUUACCAACGUGUCAAGGACGCGCUCACCAACAUGGUGUUGAAAGGAUACACACAGAUUGUCCCUGAGGAGGCCGACAGAUACCCAAGCAGUCCCCUCAUUUUUCAUGUCGGAGAUCGUCUUCAUGGCCGAGGGGGUUGCACCAUCGAGUACCGCAACAUUGCAGUGUUUCUAGAUCUCUCAGAAAACCAUUGUUACGAUGGAUCUGAUAUUGCAUCAUUCUGUCUGAGGUGCAACUUUGGAAGUACACCAAUUGAGUAA